UUCCUCCCGGGGUCGGAGGCCGAUUUGCCUUGUGGCGGGUUCGAGUCCCGCCUCCUGACUCUUGCCUCUAGCUCCUGAGUCUUGGGCAGGGUGCAUGAGCAGCAUAACCUGUCCUAGACGAGGUUCGACGGUAUAUCUUGGGCUUCGCCAUGGAGGAGUACCUGCAGGGUUGUCGAGCUGCUCUGCAGGAGUCCCGACCUCUGCAUGUUGUGCUGGGAAAUGAAGCCUGUGACUUGGACUCCAUGGUGUCUGCUCUUGCCUUGGCUUUUUACCUGGCAAAGACAACUGAGGCCAAUGAUGUCUUUGUGCCAGUUUUAAAUAUAAAACGUUCUGAGCUCCCUCUACGAGGUGACAAUGUCUUCUUCCUUCAGAAGGUUUGCAUUCCAGAGACUAUCUUGAUUUUUCGGGAUGAGAUUGACCUCCAUGCGUUGCACCAGGCUGGCCAACUCACUCUCAUCCUUGUUGACCAUCAUGUCUUACCCAAAAGUGACGCAACCCUAGAGGAGGCAGUAGCAGAGGUGCUAGACCAUCGACCCAUCGAACAGAAACACUGCCCUCCCUGCCAUGUUUCAGUUGAGUUGGUUGGGUCCUGCGCUACCCUGGUGACUGAGAGAAUCCUGCAGGGGGCACCAGAGAUCUUGGAUAGGCAAACUGCAGCCCUUCUGCAUGGAACCAUUAUCCUGGACUGUGUCAACAUGGACCUUAAAAUUGGAAAGGCAACCCUAAAGGACAACACAUAUGUGGAGAAACUGGAGGCCCUCUUUCCAGAUCUGCCCAAGAGAAAUGAAAUCUUUGAUUCCCUGCAAAAAGCAAAGUUUGAUGUGUCAGGACUGACCACUGAGCAAAUGCUGAGAAAGGACCAGAAGACCAUCUGUAGACAAGGCAUCAAGGUGGCAAUUAGUGCAAUAUAUAUGGAUUUGGAGACCUUUCUGCAGAGAUCUGACCUCCUUGCAGAUCUCCAUGCCUUCUGCCAUGCUCACAGCUAUGAUGUCCUGGUCGCCAUGACUAUCUUUUUCAACACUCACAAUGAGCCAGUGCGGCAGUUGGCUAUUUUCUGUCCCCAUGUGGCACUCCGAAUGAUGAUCUGUGGAAUCCUGGAACACUCCCACUCUCCAUCCCUGAAGCUGACCCCUGCCCCAAGCACCCACCCUAACCUCCAAGCCUAUCUUCAAGGCAACACCCAGGUCUCUCGAAAGAAACUUCUGCCUCUGCUCCAGGAAGCCCUGUCAGCAUAUUUUGACUCCACAAAGAUUCCUUCAGGGCAGCCUGAGACAGUGGGUAUAUCCAGGGAGCAGGUAGACAAGGAUUUGGACAGGGCGAGUAACUCCCUAAUUUCUCGACUGAGUCAAGAUGAGGAGGACCCUCCACUGCCCCCCACACCCAUGAACAGCUUGGUGGAUGAGUGCCCUCUGGAUCAGGGGCUGCCUAAGCUCUCAGCUGAGGCCAUCUUUGAGAAGUGCAGUCAGAUCUCGUUGUCACAGUGUACCACUGCAUCUGUGUCAAAGAAGUAACUGUUGGGAGGGGAGGGGACAGAGGGCGGGGUUGCUCGACCCAUCUCAAAUGCAUGUUUUGAUAUGUUCUGGAGAUUUAGCAAUUCUGUCUUCAUUGCUCCAGGGUGUGGUAUACUGUUCUUAUAAAACUGGGAGGAGAAUGAAGUGAAAGAAAGCAGCUGCUUUAAGAAUGGCUUUCUACCUUUUCCCCCCAAUCUCUGCCAAUCAGACAUUUUAUUAUUUAAAUCUUCACUGACUUUCCUUUAUUUCAUUUGCCAUGGGUACAGGGUGAUACACCCACAGUCCCAGCAGAUUGAGACAAAAAGAAUGUAGACCCCAAAAGUACCCUUGGUUAGGAUCUUGAACAGAACCAAUAUCUGUCUUGGAACGAUGUAUUCAUUGAUUAUCUCUGUGUAUUCAUUUAUUCACUUAUUCAUUUAAGUAUUUAUUGAAUACCUGCUUCAAGCUAGAUAGAAAAGAGAGCAUACUUUGGAAAGUCUUAUUCAGUUUUCAGCCUUCAACAGGUUUCCAGCUUCAUGCCUCUUCUUUCUGCCCCUGGGUAGGUGAUGGUGUUUGAUUCAGAGAGGAUGAAUUUCUUUCUUUCUUUUUAUUUUUUUUUAAAGAUGACCGGUAAGGGGAUCUUAACCCUUAACUUGGUGUUAUCAGCAUCACACUCUCCCAAGUGAGCCACGGGCCAGCCCUAGACAUCUAUGAAUUUCUGUUCUGAGCUUAUUGUGACUGUUUUAGGUCUUGUAUGAGGCAGAUAGGAGGCCAUUAUCUUCUGUCCUGAUCAGGUAGCCUGGUUCUCUUGUUUCUUUAGAUCCCUCCAUCCCAGAGCCACAGGAACCCUGAAGAGACUCUGAAGACCCCUUGUUCUUGAGAGUUCAGGAGGCACUCAAGAAGGCCUUAAGACCUCGUAGGCACUCUGCCCAAAAGAUAGCAGAACUGGAAUGAGAGCCCUGGGUCUGUGUCCCUUCCCUUAGUGGGUUUAUCCAUUUCUUGUUCAUAUCUGUCUCUCCUUGCUCAUUUUGAAAGGAAGCAUGGAGUUCUAAUACUGACUGCCAUAAACGGUGUGUCUUUUGGCAAGACACUUCACUACUCUAGGUCUCAUUUUCCCCAUCUGUAAAACAGGGUUUGAACCAGAUGUUCCCUGGUGAUCUGUGAUCUGCCUCUUGCUGCCAUUCUUUCUCUCUUCUGCUUCUCUGUGUUUUUCUUUUGUUUUCCCUGGGAAUGCUCAGGGUCACUGGAUUGUCUGUAUUUAUGUGUGACUGUACCAAGGGACUCAUGUAGCAUAUACAGGGGUAUGAUUCAUACUAACAUGACCCAGCAAAAAGCUCCUUCCCACCAUCUUGUUUUGCAUGUGUAGAGUCUCCCUUUUUUCUUCAGACUAACCUGAUCCCCCUUUUCCUACCCCACAGAUCUAUUCCAUGUACAUUGCCAACAGUUUCACUGAACAGUGGGGUUUGUGGUAGUUUUGGCAUGACAUCUUCCAGUAUGAGGGGGACAGUCUGACUUCAUUUUGAGAGUAUGAUGUCUGUAGUCAUUUGGAAGGUAAAAAUUGUUGUGUGAUCACUGAACCAAAGGAAUUUAUGUUUUGUAACUUGGGUACUUUAUUUUGAAUUUUUUAAAAAGUAUUAAAAUACAUUUUUCCUGUU
This is a messenger RNA of Galeopterus variegatus (Sunda flying lemur), 3145 nucleotides long. It is a transcript of the gene PRUNE1, whose product is annotated as prune exopolyphosphatase. The coding region runs from base 150 to 1511 and encodes 453 amino acids. Gene Ontology annotation, cellular component: cytoplasm. The transcript has 8 exons. NCBI's taxonomy places the organism in Eukaryota, Metazoa, Chordata, Mammalia, Dermoptera, Cynocephalidae. The record is from RefSeq and is a predicted model, not a curated record. Gene Ontology annotation, molecular function: exopolyphosphatase activity.